UAGCUGAGUGGUGCAUUAGAUAGGCAGCGUGUUUCAGUGACAACAGAGAUUGCUAGAAAUAUAUAGAUUUAUCGCAAGUAAAAAAAAAUACAAGGGUUCGAUACUAUUUUGAUCGUGUUUUGCAAUUGCUUUGAAUGGGUCAGCGGGCAGCCGUGAACUCGGAAGGGAUGGGAUGAACACCGUGGCUCAGACAAGGACUGCUGGCUCUUGUUUGUUCUACAAGAUUCCGCUCACUGAGCAGUGGAUGGGCGAAGGAUGGAGGCGGUGAAUGGGACUCCUGAAAUUCGCCAGCAACAGCCGGCGGAGAAGAAGAAAGUGCAUCGAGCGCCGUCUCCGGCCAGACCCAAAGCGCUGAUCCGCGGCUGGUCGGUGGCGAAGUCCAAGUGUAGCCCAGGGGGCUCGAAGCAGGGGCUCGCCCAGUGCCGCCUGUCCCGGCACAGCCCCGGCCUCAAGGACAUCAAGCUGGGCAAGUCGCCGGCAAGCAAGGCGGUGGGGGUAGGGUCGGCCGGGGCGUCGCCAGGGUCCCGAGCCGGGAAGGGGGAGCCGCGGAGCAAGAAGUCGGAGCGGGCAGGGGGCGCGGGCGGCACUACGGGCAAGAGGAAGAACCCUCGGGCCGGCGAUGGGCCGCGAGCCCCGGGCAAGCGCUCGCCCGCCACCGACAGUAGCUCGGAGCUGUCCGAUUGCCCGUCCGAACCGCUGUCCGAGGACAACAAGCCGCCGUCCGCCGCCGACACCAGCGACAGCGAGUCGGCCAGGGGCGCCGGCGGCUCCGAGCCCCCACUAUCCCGCCGAGGAGCUUGCUCGCCGAAUCAGGACGAUCGGAGCUGGCCCGGUGAGGACGGCUCAUUGGCUUCGGCCAGCGGCCAGUCAGACGGACCAUGCGGGACCAAAUCACCGUCGCUGGAUAGUCGGCUCCAUGUCAGCAACUCGUUGGGCUUUUCUGAUUUCAGCGAAGAAUUUGUUGACAGCAUCCAGGAGGAAUUCGUGAAGGAAAUCGACGAGUUGCGGUCUGAGAACGAUUACCUGAAGGAUGAAAUUGAAGAACUUCGAGCUGAGAUGUUGGAAAUGAGGGAUAUCUAUUUGGAAGAAGAUGUGUAUCAGCUGCAGGAACUGCGUCAAGAACUAGACAGAGCGAAUAAAACAUGUCGGAUCCUUCAAUAUAGACUACGAAAGACUGAGCGAAGAAGCCUCAGAGCAGCUCAAACAGGCCAAGUUGAUGGAGAACUAAUCCGAAGUUUAGAACAAGAUGUAAAGGUUUCAAAAGACGUUUCUGUAAGGCUUCACAAUGAGCUGGAAGCUAUUGAGAAGAAAAGAGUAAAGCUGGAAGGAGAAAAUGAAGAUCUUCGACAGAAACUAAUUGAAAUGGACAUUUCCAAGCAGGUGUUGCAGAGUGAAAUGGACAAAAUGAAAGAGAAUUCUUUGAAGAAGAGAAAUAGCCGUGUCACCACAAAACAAGAAAAGAAACCCUUGCCACAGGAGGAUAGUGCUGACCUGAAGUGCCAGCUCCAUUUUGCGAAGGAAGAAGCUGCUGUGAUGUGUAAAAAGCUGACCAAAUUAGUAAAGGAGAAUGAAAACAUGAGAGAGGAACUGGUGAAGUACAACUCUCUCUAUGGUGAUUUAGAUAACUCAGUGUCUGUUGCUGAUAUUGGGGAGUCUCCUCAUGUGAGAGAAGCCGAACUAAAGCUCCAUCUAAAGUUGGUUGAGGAGGAAGCCAACAUUUUAAGCCGAAGGAUAGUUGAACUUGAGGUGGAAAAUCGUGGACUCAAAGCUGAAAUGGAUGAGAUGAAAGGUCACUGUGAGAAAGAACCCUUAGGCCAGGACAUUAGACUGGGAAUCACCUGCACAAGCUAUGGCGAGUUUGGGGAGAACAUUGGAGAACUUCGGCGUCAACUUCAGUUUGUUGAAGAGGAGGCAGAACUCCUGAGGCGAUCCUUGAUUGAGUUAGAAGACCAAAAUAAACACCUCAUGAAUGAACUAAACCAUUACAAAAGUGAGUGUAAUCAAGAGUCAGCGUGGUCAGACAGUUGUCCAUCAUUGAACGAGCCUUCCCAAGAAGAGCUCGUAUCAGCAAGACACCAGAUCACUGACCUCAACGGGAAAGUAAAAAAACUGGAAUAUGAAAAUCGUGUGCUCGUUUCAAACCUUCAGCGUUACGACCUGGCAUCUUACCAGUGCCAAAAGUGCUGCAAAGAAUUUGAUACAGAGGCUAGUGACUCUUUAAAUAUCUCUUCAUCGCAGCCCAGAAGAGAAGUACCAGUAGGAGGAGAAAAUGAUUUGAAGGAAACUCAAGAGAGAACCUCUGGAAGUGGGAGCAGCAGAACUGCUGAUAAUGAUGACUUCACUGGUCGACUGGGAACAAAAGAUCUUGAAAUUCUGUUUGGUAUUAAAGAUCAAGCUGAACUUGUUAGCGAGGUAAUUGAUCUAUUAAUCUCAGACACAAGUGGAAUUGUUUCUGAUGCCAGGCUUAGUUCAGCCAUUGAUACACCAACACAGUCCUUCAAGGAGAACAGCGAGGAAGCUACCAACAUCAGCGAUCCUAAUUUAAUGAGCAGCAUUAACUCAAGGCUUCUUGGCUUAAAGACCGAGUUGGCGUCUGUUACAGAGAAAAUUGAUAGGCUCAGUGAAAACAUCAGAGAAGAAAGUAGGAGUUUGUCCCCUUUACCCCAUCUGACAGAGUCAGCGAGUUUCUUGUCUACUUUGACUUCAAUGUCUCAGGACUUGCCCAUGGAUUCUGUAGGAAAAGAAUUUUCGGCUGAUCUAAAGCAACCUGAAUUUAGGGACCAAGUGGACUGGCAGCAAGACGAGAGUCAAACCUUGGAGAACUGUGGAACUAACACUAAGGAAUAUCGGGAAAGCAACAAGGAUUAUAACAUCUAUAGCCGUGAAGAAAGCGACUCUUAUGCUACAGAGGUUAAAGAACUCCAACUUGAUCUAUCUGAAGCUAAGGAAACCAUCCGAGGACUGCAGGGGCAGCUUGCUCAGGAAAGGGAGCUUCGAAAUGAGGAUGCAGAAAGAUUUCAACAGAAAAUGUCACAGCUUAAGGAGGAGCAACAAAAGGCACUUGUGCGAAGAGAUUUUGAGCUGCAGAGCCUGAAUUUACAGACCAAACUUGAGCAGAAAUUCUGGAGCCAAGAGAAAAACAUGUUUGUGAAAGAAGCUGAUCAGUUCAAGCAAAACCUCUUCCUGCUUUAUAUGAAGCUGAAAUGGUUCUUGAAACACUGGAAAUGUGGCAAGAAGAUGGAUAAUGAUGGGGAUGAUUUACUAGAGGUUAACAGUGUAAAGGAUUUAUAUUUGCUGAUUGAAGAAGAGGAGCUGACCCCUCGCCAAGUGGACAAUAAGACAGUGACAACGAAUGAUCAGUCUCAGAAAACCUUGGAGGGAGCUUUGACUCUCCCAGUGGAAAAAUCUGUCCUUGCAUCACAUCCAAAGCAGUCAAAUGAAUACAGCAGAGUUGUCGGAGACAUUAAAAUGAUUUUAAAGGACCUGUGCACAGAAUUGAAAGAGGAAAGAAGGAGAACCAAUGAGCUUCAGCUUCAAUUUGCAAAUGCCAAAUCAGCCUGGGAAGUAGAAAGGGUGGAACUCAAGAGUCGUGUUGCACAGCUGGAAGGUAGGGCUGGGAAACUGGCUUCUGAGAAGGCUCCUAGUGAUCUGAAGGCCACCCUGAAGUGGGAGAGGGAAGAACAUCAGCAGCUACUUGCGGAGUCGUACAGUGCAGUCAUGGACCUAACGCAGCAGCUUCAAAUCAGUGAGAAGAACUGGAGUCAGGAAAAGUUGGAGCUUCUUGAUCGAUUUAACAAUGAACGGAGCCACAGUGAACAGCGUCUGAAGGAAAUGCAACACAAGAUCAAUCAGAUGUUGCAGCAUAAAAACAGCAUAAAGGAAACUUCUGAUGCAUUGGAGGCAAAGGGAACUAAUUUACAACGAGCCAAGUCAGUUUCGUCAAUGUCUGAGUUUGAGAGCUUGCUCGAUUCAUCUCCAUAUUUACCACCCACACCAAAAAGCUUAAAGAAUCUGGAGGAGUUGAACAAAAAGAAUCGGAAGCACACAACUAGUGAUGGCGAUUCCUUAUAUGAGAAAUCGGAGGUCAAGCUAAUAAAGCAAUCAAAAACAGAAAUGCCUGUAAUUUCAUCCUGGGACUUCACCACAGCUAGCAACCUGGUUAAUCCACAACUCAACAAAAAACAGAUGCAGAGGAGUUACACAGCACCAGACAGAACAGGCAUUCGGAUUUACUACAGUCCACCGGUCGUGCGCAGGAUGGAUGGCUCUUUGGUUCAAAACAAUGAAGGGAAAAUUAUGAUUGAGCCCGGUUUCCUGUUCACCAUGGCAAAACCCAGACAAACGGGUAGUUCAGACCUCGGCUCAGAGAAUGUGUGCAAAAAGUGGUUUAACAACUUUUCCAAGCACCAGGACCUCCUGAAAAAUGGCUGCGGAGAGCAACCAGUUUCGGUUCCUGCUGCUGCAGCUUCUGGGCUUUCAUCUGCCUUGCGUGAUCUGCAAAUAUCAGGGAACAUGAGUGACGACAUGAAGGAGGUGGCCAACUGCGUCAGGAACGUUAUGUGCACAAAACCACUAGAGAGGAAGGUUAACGAUACUGCAUGCCAGACCGUUGGAGUUGUCAGUGUGGGUACUCAGACCACCCGGACGAUUAGCAUCGGGCUGCAAACGGAGAGUCCAAGAUCACUCUCUAGCAGUCUUCACCGAUCCUGGGCGUCGAGAGGCUCCUUACUAAUGCCAACCCAGAGUUCCCGUAGCAAACAACUCUCUUCGUCUCUGGAAAAGGUGCCAGCUAAGUUCGAGCGUCCUUGCUGUUCACCAAAAUACGGCUCUCCCAAGCUGCAGCGAAGAAGCUCGUCAAAAAUAGAUCACGCAAGGGAGAGAAGUCCGUGGGCCAUGUCCCACAGAGGGCAGAAUGAGUCAGCCUGGGCCAGGUCAACAACCACCAGGGAUAGUCCCGUGCUUAGUUCCAUCAACGAUGGUCUCUCCAGUUUGUUCAAUGUUGUUGAGCACCCAUCUGGAAGUGUUGACUCAAUUUGGAAAUCAAGCCAGCAUGAAGCGAAAACAAAAGGGGAUACAUCGAGGUAUGGGAUUGUUCAGGAGUUUUUCAGGAAUGUGUGUGGCAGAUCCCAGAGUCCAGCAAAUGGAGCGGACAAACCAAUAAAAGUCCCAGUCUCUGAUGAAAGUGUCAGAAAGCCUGAUUUGACCACUCCAUCAGGCCAUACACAAGUAGAAAAUGGGUCCCGUGGCAUUAACAAAAGGCUUCCCAAGCAACCAAGCAAAGAGGACCAAAAACCGCCAACACCCACUCCAGCCCAGGGACCUAAAGAUCCAGAUGCACGGGAUACUGGAGCUUCUGGUCUGUUUGAGGAAGCAUCAUGUGAUUGUACAUCCCAGUCACUCACCUCCUGCUUUCCGUCCAGAUCAUCAGCACGACAUUCGUUAUCGCAGUGUAAAUCACGCUCUUUGCCUUCAGAUCCAAAUGCCUCGGAUGAAAAAUCAGGCUGAGUAGUGAAUUGUGCCACGUAGCUGGGCAGUGACAUGGAUCCAUGUUCUGAAGCUAUUGUUGCACCUUGCGCUUUAUCUGACAGCCUAGGUGAAAUUUGAGGAGAUGUGUAGAAGAUAUUCAGGUUGUAUUGUCGAGUUCACUGUAGACUGCAAAAUUGAAACUAUAGAACAGAAGCAAACUAUUUGUUUUAAAUCUCAAAAAAAACCUUAGAGAUCUGGGGUUGCACUGUUUCGGUGGUUGAAUCAUUUUUACAAUAGCACUGCCGAGUUAUUCAUACAAUAGCAAAUGUUAAAUCAUGUAAUGACAUGUAAAUCCUUCACUUCUAUUGGCAAACAUUCUCCCAACAGCAUUGCUGUCAAACGACUCUCCUCUGUGACCUACAGAUGUGCAUGGAGCAAGAGGUGCAUAGAACCGAAAUCGCUUGUGCCACUGCACAAAUGUAUCCAACCAAGAAAUGAUUAAUUGCUGACGAAGUGUGUUCCAGAUUCCCUGUUCUGAAAUCUGGCAGAGUUUCCACCCACCAAUUGGACUGGACAUGAGUGCAGUUCGCAUAAGGAUUAUUAUAAAUGCCUGUGUAUGUCACCCCUGGCACCAUUGCUACUGAGUCAGAGAACAUAGAAGAUGAAUUGGAAGGGAAAACUAAGCAGGAGUGAUGUUAUGUGGGUCUCCUGUUACACCUGCUAUUUAUUGGAGUCAGCGCGACCGGAUAUCAAUACAUAACAAGUGGCCUGUUUUAUUCCACUGGCUUUGGCCUAGUGCUCAGCGUUUUUCUACCCCACAGUGUUUUUGUAAGGUAAUGGUCAACUCUUUUAAAGAAACAGAUUUUUAAACAUUCAUUAAAGACAGAGUGCAGUUCUGGUUCAAUAGAAAACUUUUCAUGACUGAAAGAACUUGUAAAUUGCAGGCUUCAGUCAUAGAUAAGCUCUUCACACAUUUUCUGAACAAAGUAUUUCAUCUAGAGGUGAUAAAUUGAUUGUGUUCAAAGAAUAAACACCCACAUUUCUUUUGUUUCAGAGUGUGGUAAACAAUUAGGAGUGAUAAUCCAUUGUUGUUUCUGCAGAUGUUACUCAUUUAAAUUGGCCUUUAUGAGCUCACAUGAGCCAGAAAUGGGUUGCGACUGGUAUUGGCAAAACAAGCACAUAACAAGUAGGAGUUGAGUUCUAUAUAUGUUCAAAUAAGGUGCCCCUAAUAUCCCCGUAGAUUAUUGUGUUACCCUAAAAAUGUUAAGGAAAACCUUUGCGGUCUAACAUUAACAUCAGAGAUUCUGCAAAUACUGUAAAUACAGAGCAGCACACACAAAAGUGCCGGAGGAAAUCAGUAGGUGAGUUACAUCUGAGUUGCUGUGGUCUAACAUUGGUUCUUACAGAAGCUACCACAGACUGCCACCUGAAAGAUAGGCUUUCAAUGUAUCGAUUUCAUUGCAAAAUCUAGUCCCCAAACCAUACCAAAAUAGUAUGGGCGACUCCUGGCCACUGUUGAGUCGUCUUCUCCUGUGAGUUGACUAAGAUCCGUAGCUCUUGCCUGUGUUCCACUCCUGGUCUCUGAUGAUUGCUUUCACAUGUAAUGUCCACCAUUUAUAGAAAGUUCCAGUUUGUAGGUCAUUGCUGCUUUUCUGGUUUCUUGUAACUUCUUGGGAGCCGCAGAGCUUCCAAAUAGCAUUGAUGUGAUGGAACAGCUUUUCUGGCCACUGUCUCACCACAUCAACGUUUCUGAGCGACUGAAGCCUCCAGUGAAGUUUACCAGAGUUCUGCCAUGGGGGAGGGGAGGGAAGGGGUUUUCAAUGGGUGCACUCCAGAAUUCAUGCGGUGAAGGGGGAGAUCAGUCCAGCCCUCCCGGAGUGUAGGGAGAAGUUGUGGGGAGACAGGUAUGGUAGUUGCUAAUAUAAAGCAGGUUUCUGCAAUGAUGCCAGAGGGCUGUGGCUUGGGGAGAUGGGUCUUUGAGGAAAUAAUAGCUGCACAUCAGGGAAUGGAGGGGACUAAUUGUUUAUUGUUUGGAUCAGGUAAGAGAAAUUCAGGAGAGUGUCUGGACAUUUGUAAGGUGGGGGGGGGGCAGUAGUACUCUUCAGUGGACCAGCUAUACAUGGGGGAGUGAUAGGGAUUGUUUCAUGGGACCAUUUAUACACUGGGGAAAAUGUGGUAGCAUUCAGUGGACCAGCUAUAUUUCUGGGAGGGAGGGGUGGACAAGAGGUGCUGCAGUGAAGAUUUGCAAGGCUCCAAGCAAGUUUACUUGCCAAAGGGUCUCUUUGCUGGCAGGAUCGUUUUGUCCCAGGAAACAUGUGAAGGGCAUAUUAAGGAUAACAUGGUCCACGUGAGGGGGAAAAACAUCAUCCCUUAAAGGAAAAUCAAAUUGGGGUCACAAGGGUUUCUCACAAUAAUAGUAAUUUACUCUGUGUUAAAUUGAUUUUCAAUCACAGAAUAUUUUUACCAGUCAGGUUUAUGUGAUCAAAUUUCAGCCAAACUUAACUCAUUCCAAUCAACCUCACCUUCCGAUUGGCACCAUUAAAAUUUCCUAUAUUAUUUUAUUUUUCUCUUUUCCAAUGCAAUCAAAUUUUGGCCUAGUUUAACUCAUUCCAAUCAACCUCCCCUUUUGGCACCAUUUAAAGUUUCCUAUUUGUCUUAUUUUCCAGUAGAAUUUCUAACCUUUCAUUCUUAUUAUCAUCUCCGGGUCUCAUUUACGUCCACUUUGCAGUUCCCUUCUUUGACAUUAACAUUAAUUUAGCUAAUCUAAUUCACCCCAUAAUUGUUCCUUGUUUUUCUGUUGUUCUUUGUUGUUUGAAAAUCGGUAUAGUUUAAAAUGCAGAUAGAGAGAACAAAGGGAAUGUCUUUGAUUCAGUGGGGACCGAGAGAGGAAAUUGAAAACUUAUAGCAGCUAUUUUGGUUGGUGGAGAUGUAAAUGAAGACAGGUAGAAGGAGAAUACAUAGAGCUGGAACUGUAGAAGGCAGUAUUUAGCAGCUAUUGGAAAUCAGAAAGAAAGAAUAUCCCAGUGAUUCUCUCCUCCGUCCUCAUCUUCUCCCAUUGUUUGCAGUCUGCACCAACAAUAUAGCUGUCCUUAAUAAGUGUUGGUUUUAAAGAAGGAAUAUCCCAGUGAUUCUCUCCUCCGUCCUCAUCUUCUCCCAUUGUUUGCAGUCUGCACCAACAAUAUAACUGUCCUUAAUAAGUGUUGGUUUUAAAGAAGGAAUAUCCCAGUGAUUCUCUCCUCCGUCCUCAUCUUCUCCCAUUGUUUGCAGUCUGCACCAACAAUAUAGCUGUCCUUAAUAAGUGUUGGUUUUAAAGAAGGAAUAUCCCAGUGAUUCUCUCCUCCGUCCUCAUCUUCUCCCAUUGUUUGCAGUCUCCACCAACAAUAUAACUGUCCUUAAUAAGUGUUGGUUUUAUUUUUUUCUUUUUGUCUUAUUGAGGCACAGCACAGAAUAGGUUCUUCCGGCCUUUUCAGCUGGACCACCCAGCAACCCUCAAUUUAACCCUCGCCUAAUCACGGAAUAAACCUACCAACUGCUACGUCUUUGCACUAUGGGAGUACACGGAGGAUUCCCACGCAGUCCUGGGGGAGAAUGUAAAACUCCGGACAGAUAGUGGCAGGAAUUGAACCCGGGUCGCCGGUACUGUAAAGCGUGGUACUAGCCACUAUGCUCCCCCACACAAUUACUGACAUUCCCUUAUUUCUCACAACCUGUUCUUUACUUUGGAAUUUGGAACAUAGCUGUUUUCUAACUUUUCCUUGUUCUGAUGAGGGAUCAUUAAGCUUCUCUCUCUCGGUACUUGUUUUAAUUUCAGCAUUCAUGCAUUUCAGAUUUUAUUGUGGCCACUGUUCAUUUUCUUUUUGGUUUCUCCCACUCUGUCUCUUUGUUUGCUGCUUUUGCCCACUAUAUUUUCUACUUUGUCUCUCCAGUGUUUGGCUGACCUUCAGAAUGUUUUCCUAUUCAUCCAUUUUCAUUAGCCCUCCUGGUUGGUGCCUCUGUUGUUUGAAUAUACAAGUCGUUCUCUACUGCUUCCCUGCCCCAUCCCCAACUUACACUAACACAUCCCCGUUCUUCUCCUUUUCACAGAACUGUCUCCCUACCAGCAUUGUCAGCAGCUGCCUUGGUGUUGUCCCGCUGUUUGAUUUUCUCUUUUGUUGACUUCGUUUAGGUCACUUCGACAGUUUUCUUUUCACUCUGAGUUACUCGAGUUGUUGUCAUUCUAAUCAUCUGUGUUUUUUUUUUGGUUGGCUUUCCAUUAUGGUUUCCUUUUAUUUCUUUCUCUAAAUUACUUCAUAUUAAAUUGUCUGCCUUUCUUAACUCAUCUACGUUGGAUUUCUCUUUGUUUCCUCUACUGUAGCCCUCCCCCCACCCAGUCUCUUAUUGAUUAUCCUUCUGAUCUGACCCCCUUGCCACUAUCUUCUCAUUCUCUGUAUUCCCCUCGUCUUUCCACUGCUUUGUUUCUAGUUGUUUUACAAAGCUGGCUUCAUUUAUCUUAGUUCUUAUGGAAUGACCUCUGCUGGUUUUCUGAACUGUUCACACUGAACUAGCUUUUUCUCCAAGCUUUCUAUAAAGCUCAGUUCUGUCAAUGCAUUUUACAUGUUUGUUCAUUGUCUUCACUUGCUACUGUUUCUCCCGUUGAUAAUCCUUGCCAUUAUCUUCACCACUCUGCUUUGUGAGCAUCUCUUAAACAGACUAACUGGAAAUUGUCUGGUUCUUCCUUAAGUACUUGCUUCCCCUUGCACUGUAUGCUGUCAUUGGGACCAAUUGUCACCUCACCCUUGAGCUCUUGGAAGGAAGUGGUAAAGGCAUGGUAUCUGGGUUGCAGAAGCAAUUGUGGAACAACUUUCCUGGCAGAUUUGAAACAAGGGGAUUGCUUCUCCAAACCUAGAAUGAAAUGAAAUGUUUACAGAUCAGUCCUCCCACAACAAGGGUUCUGAAAACUCUGUAGAGCAAUAAUUUCCUUUCAUUUUCAAUAAUUGUAUUCCCAUUAUCCUGUCACUUGUCACUUCCCAAAAAAUCUCCCAGGUUUCAUACCACCUGUAAUGAAUCUUGUCUCUUAUCCAAGUUACUAUCAGAGCUCCCUUCUACCCAGCGCGUAUCCCACACAUUUUUCUCCAUUCUAUUAAUAUUAAUCCUUCCAAUUUUACUCUUUCUUGCAUCUUCCCCUUUUCUCCUCUUUGCCCGGAUUUUUCAUUGCCCAUUAACAUUUUAUUGUCUUCAUUAUCCUUUUCUACCUCGUUCUCCCUGCUUGCUUUCCUUUGCAAAAGGAUCUCGCAUCUCAAUACUCCGGUCUCUACCUUCUAGCUGCCAGUGUAGGUAAUUAAUAUCAGAUAGGUUACUGGUUAUUCUCUUCAAUUUAAUAUGUGAUUUUAAUGUAGUAUGUAACCUAGCCAGUGAUUAAAAUAUUCAUUUUGUUCCCUACUUUACACAAAUAAAUGACUUAUCAUAAUACUAUAAUUUCACAAUGAUGCUUGGCACUGCCUAAUCUAGAUCUAGUUAUCACAUUAAAUAUUUUAAAAAUAUCAUGCAUGAAGAUAACAUGGACAUUUACUAUUGUUCAUAAGUAUGUUCACUAAUAAAUCAAAGGCUGAUCUUUCAGUUGGAUGGUGCUACAUCCAAUUGAGAAUGGACUUAUUUCAACUAGUCACACAAACUAGUCAUUCAAAUUUUAUUUCAGAGUAUCAGAUCGCUUUUAAGGCCAAGUGUUCAAAGCUUAAUGUAAAAGAGCAGUUAAUUUUGACAACCACUGUAAUUUAAAACAAUUUCACCUCAAUAAAUCAGAGUUAACAAUCCAACAGUAUUUACUAAUCAGUUUUUUAAAAAUCAAUUUCAAAUUUGUCCCUUUGUAAAUUUUACAUUAUACAGUGAUUCCAUGUUUUCCGAUUGAGAUUGAUCAGGAUUCAGAAAUGUAGUUGGAUUAGACAGCUGUGAUUUGAGUGACUGUAGGAAGAGUACAAACACAAAUACUCUUCUCAAAGCAGUAAGACAUUGUUACCUGCUCUUACCAUUCUUUAUUUACUUGAUAAAAGGUUAUUAAUGUAUAUCAGUUUUAUAAGCUUCAAUGUUUUCUAAGUCUUUGUCAUGUGUACAUAUGAAAACUAUUUUAAACUCCAGAAAACCUGAUUAUCAUUUACAAUCGUCGAUGUAUUUAUGUUUUUUUAAUAUUAGUUUUUAAUUUUUUGUAAUGUAAGACUAGAUUUUUAAAUGUUUGUUUUUAGGUGAUCUUUUAAUAUAAGAAAGUUCAGCAUAUGUUUGUAAAAAAAUGCCUUUUAAUUAUUUAUACUGUUCAUAGGAAAAUAAAUUGUGUAUAAUAAUUGAAAGAAAAACAUAUCUAGGUAUUUGUACUUCAUAUAUCCAUUAUUCAAUACAGGGGAAGAAGUGGACAUGUUGGUAUAACCAAAAUGGCUUUUGAGUGGACUCUUCAGGUUUUACAUCAUUGCAAAUGUGUAUUGAGAUGCAUACCAAUUAUUAUUUAUGUAGCAUUUACUGGGAGAUCAGAAACUGAAAUGCUGUUCUGUACAUUUGAGUUUACAUUCUGUACACAAUUUUGUAUUUUUUGAAACUGUAUAGUACAAACUGUGACUUUUAAUAUGAAAUAGAAACUGUUUUACGAGCUUAACAUCUUUGUAUAUCUUGAAAUGAAGAGAAAGGUUUAUAGGACCAUUUUGUUUGUAAUAGUAUUUAUCCCAAAAGGACAAAUAAGUGGCAUUGGUUACAAAUGUGGAGGAGUCAUUGCUAUAAUUGGUCAAAGGUAAUACCAAAAAAAUCUUAAUUUACUGUCAGGUGUAUUUCAUUGAAGACCUACUCAAUGGCCAUUCUGGGACGCCAGUGUUUUAACAGUCUUUGUAUGAUGGUAUAACAAUUUACCUGCAUGUUUUUGCUUGCAAUGUCCAGAAUACUGAAACCCUGUCAUCUCCUUGAAACAACAUUGAACUCAACAAUAUGGACAAUAUGGAGAGCUGUUGUUAAAAUAACUUCCAAAAUCUGUCAAUUUGUGGUAAAUUAUUUAAACAGAAAGGGGCUUGUUUACAGAAACAAGUUAAAACUAAUUUAACAGCUUAGUGUAAGUUCAAAAAGCAUUGUGACAUAACAUUGUUAUGUAUUAAUUGUUGUAUUCUCUGUGAAAUUUGUGGUUAAUGUUAUUUUGAUGUCUUGGAGAAAACAUCAAAUAAGCAUUCUUUAAAAAGGAAAGAUAACUUUUAAUCCACAUAUUUUGGAAUAGAAUUUGAAGAUGAUUGCUUUGUAGCCAUUGAUAAUUUUGGUCACAAAGAGAAUGCUAAAGUCAAGGAGUUCACAGUGCAAAACUUAUGUAAUGUGUUUUC
Messenger RNA from Mobula hypostoma (lesser devil ray), 12785 nucleotides. RefSeq names its product microtubule cross-linking factor 2-like. Gene Ontology annotation, biological process: regulation of autophagy. The transcript is spliced from 14 exons. The coding region runs from base 256 to 5505 and encodes 1749 amino acids. Lineage: Eukaryota; Metazoa; Chordata; Chondrichthyes; Myliobatiformes; Myliobatidae. The record is from RefSeq and is a predicted model, not a curated record.